CGGCCUGUCCCGUCCCGCAGCGCUGCGGCGAAGCCACGAGCGACAGGAGCGCAGCCACCGACCGCGCGCGGCAUGAACCGGGCACAGCGCGGCGCCGCGGGCAGCCGCGGCCUGGGCACCAUGGAGGUGAAGAGCAAGUUUGGAGCAGAAUUUCGACGGUUUUCUCUGGAGAGGUCCAAGCCUGGAAAGUUUGAGGAGUUCUAUGGAUUGUUGCAGCACGUGCACAAGAUACCAAAUGUUGAUGUGCUGGUGGGGUACACGGACAUUCAUGGGGACCUGCUGCCUAUCAAUAACGAUGACAAUUAUCAUAAAGCAGUUUCCACAGCCAAUCCUCUACUCAGGAUUUUCAUUCAGAGAAAAGAAGAUGCAGACUACAGUGCCUUUGGGACGGACACCAUGACCAGGAAGAAGAACGUCUUGUCCAACGUGCUCCGGCCGGAUAACCACAAGAAGAAGCCCCACAUUGUCAUUAGCAUGCCCCAGGACUUCAGGCCAGUGUCCUCCAUCAUAGACGUGGAUAUUCUCCCCGAAACCCACCGCAGGGUGCGGCUCUACAAGUACGGGACCGACAAACCCCUGGGGUUCUACAUCCGAGACGGCUCGAGCGUCAGGGUGACACCGCACGGCUUAGAGAAAGUGCCAGGGAUUUUCAUAUCCAGGCUUGUCCCUGGAGGGCUGGCUCAGAGCACAGGCUUGCUGGCUGUCAAUGAUGAGGUGCUGGAGGUGAAUGGAAUAGAGGUGUCGGGCAAAAGCCUCGAUCAAGUUACGGACAUGAUGAUUGCAAACAGCCGCAACCUGAUCAUCACGGUCAGACCCGCCAACCAGAGGAACAAUGUCGUGAGGAACAGUCGGACUUCGGGCAGCUCCAGCCAGUCCACUGAGUCCAGCCUUCCAAGCAGCACACCAAAUAUUCUGGGAAACCUCUUGCAAGGAGAAGAGGAGAGCGACGAAGAGGACAUUAUCAUUGAAGACAGUGGGGAGCCACAGCAGAUCCCAAAAGCUGCCCCUACCAGCGAAAGCAUAGAAUCAUUGUCACAAAUUGAACUCCUUCACGAGUCCACACAAAACGGAUUCCUGCCUUCCAGUGAGAUGAACUCCAAUCACUCAGCAGGCAGCAGUAGCAUGGAAUAUGACGUACCAGAUCCUGGGCGUAAGUCGUUGGAAGAAGAUGGAACCAUAAUAACACUAUGAAAUUCCAUUGGUGUACUUUGUGUUAAGUAAGGAUGCCAUACAUGUUUCAAUUGGGCUUAAUAUGUAAAACAUUUGAUACCUCUCCAUCUACCGAGCACUGCAGUUAGAUUAAAAGGAGGGAAAAAAGUAAAUACAAGAAAUUCAAAAUUAUGUAAGUUAACUAACUUCGUUAAUUCUGCACUUCAAUGUAAAUAAUUCACAAAGCUGGAAGAUAAUUGAUAAAUGGCUGAAAUUGGAUGAGGAAAAUUUAAAUUGAAAAUGAAGGAUAGCUAAGAGAUGCCUGUGAGCUUUCUUUUAAAGGUACUUGAUUUUUUUUUUUAUUAUUAUUUUUUAAUGUUGAAUACUACUGGUUCUAUAGAAGUAAACUUAAUUAUGUGUGAGGCUGACUAUCUAAUGUCCUGUGGUUUCAUGUUCAUGUGAAGUGCUACUUACGUGUGAUGGAGCUGCUUUAGCCACCUCACUCCUGCCCUGGGCUGCAGAGCUGCUUGUGGGGCUCUGUGCAGGAGGAAGCUGGAAGAUAAGCUGGAGGUGGGUGGGAAGAGCUGGAGGUGGCUGGGCUGUUCCCUGGCUGACACAGGGAGCACAGGGGUUUGGAGCUGGGGGCUUGGAGGGUGACUGUUCCUUUGUAGGUGAAUGUGCAACCACAGCCUCAGUUAGUCAUGCACCUUUCCUGGUUCUAAUGGCCAGGCAAGCUUACUUUUAAUGACUGAUUUUGAAAUUCAAAUGUGAAAAGUCUUAACACUAGUUGUAUCAAAGACCUGUUCUCAUUUUAGUUUGCAAUAUUUUACAGACAUCGUUGGAUUUAGUUGCUAAUCCCCAUAAAUUACAAAGAAAUCAAAUGUAAACUUAAUGCUAUGGAAAUAGCAUAACAUAAUCUCUGUUAAAAUUGCAGUCCUAGUGGAAGCUGUAAGGGUUUCUACUGGCAAAGGUUUGUUGUAGUGAGUCUGGAUGAUGUAAAAAGUGACUUUCUUCAAACCUGAACAAGUUAGAACAGCUUAAAUUAAAUCCCUGGAUUAAAAAAAGUCUUAAAUCAGAACGAGGCUUUACUACAACUUGUUUGAGCCAUGUGAUAUGAACUUACCCGUUAUAACGAACUGAACUGUAAAUGCAGAUCUUUGUGUGCCCCUGGCUGGGUGUUUGGGAUAUUCCAGAGCUGCUCUGUGCAACAACACUGACAAGCCCUGAUGCUGUGAGCACACAGGUGUGUGUGCAACCAGCUGCACUCACUGGGAUUCUUGCAGGGGAGGAUUCUAGCCUUGUUUUUCCCUUUCCCCUUUUUGUAUCUCCUGCUUUACCACUUUGGCACUCAGUUCCCUACCUGACUCUUCUCUGGGAACAUAAGUUGUGUCAGGAAAGUGAGAUGGGAAGUAAUGGGAUUGGGCAGGAGGAUGGCUGGAGCUUGUCCCCAGGGAUCCCAUAGGCUCUAAGUAGGAAGUACCAGUUCUGUCCUGUGGUCCUGUGCUCACCAGAGCUAGGAGUCAGGUUCCUGGGAGCAUGUUCUACCCUCUGGGAAGACAGGAUGAGUGGGAAGGGACACUAACCCCUUUCUUUUUUUCCUUCAGUCUAUCUUGAGGAAACAUCUACCUCUGGUAACUUUACUAACGGGAGACUAACUGUAAGUUUAAUGUUAAAGCGUCUGUAAAGGUCUUCAUAGACUAUCAGAGGCUAAAGCUGUAUUUGUUUAAGGUUUUUGUGACUGCUGCAGGAGCCCCUGCUGUUUGGUGUUAAAAAAUGCACAUUUGAAAUGGGUAUCUUGUGAGCAGGGGUGUUCUCAAACCUUGCCAAGAGAGGCAUCCAUGGCCCUUAGGAUUUAUGGAGGGUAGGCACAGCAGGCGCUGGUGCUCUGCAAAUACAGGUGAGGGUGCUCUGGCCUCACAGUUAUUUAUGGUGUCUUUGGUGUCUAUAAGGAGAGGCCCUGGAACCUUUUACAAGAGCAAGAACUUUGAAGUGUUUCACUUAUUUUGCUAAUAGUUAUUAAAAAUGAAGUAACUACACCCAGUUAGUGUGAAAUGAGGAAAAGAAAUGCUCAUUCUGCAACAAGUAGACUUUACCUGUAUGUGUUUUCUCUCAGUGCUGCUCUACACUUCCUUUCUUUAAGGAAGAUUGUUUACUUUAAAAUAUCUUUUUUUUUUUUUUUCCUUUAUCAAAAGACUUUCCUUCCUGUAUGAAAUCACCAGUGGAGGGUGAGGCUCAUUAUUCUGCUAGUUUGCACUUCUGUGCCUUUGGUUUACUUGAAUGUAUUGUGAAUAAUCAAAGGAAUAAAGGCACUUGGAUGGGAAGAGAUGAGGUCCACAGGUACAGAGAAUGAACUGGUAGCACACUUAAUGCAGGUGUAAUGCUUUCAUUCCAUGGAAAUCCCUUCUGGAGCUGAUGUCCAGGAGUGUUUUGCAGCUUGGAUCAUGGCUUGGGCUGAGUCUGGGAAUGCCCAGCUGGCAAGGGAACUGCUCAGCUCCCAGCCUGAGUCUGGUGUGUCAGCCAGGCUGUGCUUGGAGCAGGGGUGUGAAUAGUUGGAAUAUACAUGCCAGUAUUAAGGACUUGUAGAAAUUUAACUGGGGUCCUACUCUAAACUGCAUGAGAGUUCAUCCUUAGGACCUUUCCUGCAAACUGAUUAAUCUAAACGUGAGGUAAUAUUCUUUUUGACAUAUGUCAUGUUCUGUUUUACAGACAUUUGGUAACAUGUAGUAAAACUAAGCAUUUGGGACUUGAUAAAAACAUUAAAGAAUAAACCUAAAAAUGCUUUUUUUUUUUUUCAAGUGUGUAUUUACAGCUGCAAUGACAGACUGCACAGCAUGUAAUUGCUUAAUGCUGCAGUUACCACAAAGUUCCUAAAGUUCUUCCAUAUCUUACUAAUGCAUACACUGUUAAUUACAAAAGAUUUUUAAAUUGCUACUUCAGGAUGAUCAAUGGUUGAUUACGAGUGGCUAAACUUAAUUUUAUAUAUAAAUGAUACUGGGGUUCACUAUAAGGUUUUUUAAAAUAUGCUGAUAUUGUUAGCCUUUCAUUCACUACCUCCUAAAUUUUUAACAUCUUUACUGUUUUCUCCCUGGAAGACAAUACUUAAAGGCUUGACUGUUUUAUAUAGAUUUUAUCUUUAGCUAAAAAAAAAAAGAGGAAAAAAUCCAGAGGUGAUGGUGAGGAUGCUGCGCAUGAUUGACAAUAUUACGCUGCUAUUGAUGUAAUCUUUGUGUAUUGAGUAUCCUGUGUAUGUAAAUUGUAUUUUCAAUCCAGAUUUUAUAAAUUAAUUUAUAAGUAUCCAAAUUAUUUCAGAAUGGAAUGAAAAACUACAAUUCCUUUGACUAGUGUUAUAUGUUGUACAUACACAGUGGGGGGACAAGUCAUUCCUCCCUUGCAAUGGGAGAUCUAAGUGCACCUUAAUAGGAAGAAGAACAAAUUCUUAAUAGAAUUAAGAUGCAUUUACUUUGAAGUUCUGCUGUGGUACUGGAGAAGUCAAGCCUAACUGUGAAUCAUAUUUUUUUUUUUUCCACACCUGAGUUAAAUUUAGGACAAUGUUCUCACAAGCUGUCUUUAACAUGUGUAUUUUUGUGAAUAUUAUGUAUUUUCUAAUUAAAUUUUACUUGCAAUGUGAUUUUUACAUGAAUGAACUUGUUUAAAAUGUCAAAUAUCAGUAUUUUUCUUACAACUUUAAUGUAUAAUGUACAUUGGUAUCUCACUGAAUGAAGAUUGAUUUUACAAAAUCAAGCUAGAUGUAGUUGUAUAUUAGUCUUAUAUUUUUACAGACUGAAAUAAAUGGAUAUAGAAAUAAAAUGGGUUUUUUUCUCA
Chiroxiphia lanceolata (lance-tailed manakin) is the source of this 4971-nucleotide messenger RNA. RefSeq names its product par-6 family cell polarity regulator beta (gene PARD6B). Gene Ontology annotation, biological process: regulation of cellular localization; establishment or maintenance of cell polarity; centrosome cycle. Gene Ontology annotation, cellular component: apical plasma membrane; nucleus; cell cortex. Lineage: Eukaryota; Metazoa; Chordata; Aves; Passeriformes; Pipridae. Gene Ontology annotation, molecular function: protein kinase C binding. The transcript has 3 exons. The record is from RefSeq and is a predicted model, not a curated record. Bases 73 to 1191 code for a protein of 372 amino acids.